Messenger RNA from Micropterus salmoides (largemouth bass), 2208 nucleotides. RefSeq names its product RNA binding motif protein 38 (gene rbm38). Lineage: Eukaryota; Metazoa; Chordata; Actinopteri; Centrarchiformes; Centrarchidae. Gene Ontology annotation, cellular component: cytosol. The record is from RefSeq and is a predicted model, not a curated record. The coding region runs from base 226 to 984 and encodes 252 amino acids. The transcript is spliced from 4 exons. Gene Ontology annotation, molecular function: RNA binding.
UUAAAGCUUCUUUUUUUCCGGAACAGGAGACAUGAGGUUCUAAGACACCUGUCAGGAGGACUAUACAUCCAAACGCUAUAUGUGAGGCAACCGGAGGCUGCGUGUUUGGCCAUGGGCGCGCUGGUAUCGUCAUUAUAGCCUCUCGGUGACCAAGGAGCGUAAAGUUAUUCUGCUACGUUCUUGUUCUUAUUGUCUUUCACCUUCUUCUGUUUUUUUUCAAGCCGCAUGAGUUCACCGCUGUUUUUAGGUCAGCUGGUCGGGGUUCCGUUAGAAAUAAUGCACCCUACAAUGGAGAAAGACACGACUUACACCAAGAUUUUUGUCGGCGGGUUGCCCUAUCACACCAACGACGCUUCACUUAGGAAAUAUUUCGAGACUUUCGGGGAGAUCGACGAGGCAGUGGUAAUCACAGACAAACAGACGGGCAAGUCCAGAGGAUAUGGCUUUGUGACCAUGGUGGACAGGGGGGCAGCAGAGCGGGCGUGCAAAGAUGCAAACCCCAUCAUUGACGGCAGGAAGGCCAACGUGAACCUGGCAUACCUGGGAGCGAAGCCUCGCAGCUCGCAGACCAGUCUCUCUGUUGGAGUUCAGCAAGUCCAUCCUACGUGGGCUCAGAGGCAAUAUGGGCUUGCCCAGCAGUACGUCUACCCUCAGGCGUUCCUCCAGCCCAGCCUGGUGCUGCAGUCCCAGCUCAGCCCCACAGCAGCAGCAGCAGCACUCGCCUCUCCUUACCUGGAUUACAGCUCCGCCUACAGCCACUACGCCGCCACAGGACUGGAGCAGUACCCCUACACCCCUUCACCGUCGCCCUCCACUGGCUACCUCAGCUACAGCUUCUCCCCUGGCACUCCAGCGCCCACCCUCACCGCAUCCCCGACACCUCCAGCUGCCAUCCAUCCUCCCCUGGCUGCACUCACCACUAUGUCUGCUGCCCCGCAGGCCUUCCUCCACUACCCUCUGCACCAGCCUGACCGCAUGCAGUGAGCAGCUCUGAGUGGAGCUGCAGCGGCCGAACUGAAAAUUUCCAAAAAGCGUGACUCUUGACCUGUGACAUCAUCAGGAUGAGACUGGAUAACCAGGAAGAGAGUGUGAUGUAAUCAAAAGGGCUUUCAGAAAGCACUCUUGUUCCUGUUUUUAUAUAUAUAUAUAUAUAUAUAUAUAUAUUGUAAUAGUUAAGGAAAAUGUUCUAUUGUUACAGUCAUCAGCAUACGAUCUGAAUGUUUUUCAUAAGUGGCAGAAAUCAGGGGCUGGAAUGAGACGACCCUGACCCCUGACUCUCAGCACUGAAGUUGGACACAGGCUGACUGCUGGAGAGCGGAUGGGUAAAGACAAAGAGAAAUAUGUCUGUUUGACAUGAUGCUGCGGCUGCAGUUUCUCCAAAGGUUCUGAGCUGAAUGCUGGAUUUUAGCCAGGCUGAGAGCCAGUUCCUCUUUCAGAAAUGCAGGUCUAAUUACCUCCUCUUCAAGGUUACCUUUCUGUCUAUGGCCUUAGAGAGCGCUCUCUCUCUCUGUCUCUCUCUCUGUCUCUCUGUCUGUGUGUGUGUGCCUGGUUCAGUUUGGUUUUUUAUUAGUCGUAAAUGAACAAAAUGUUUAUUGUACUCCCCUUUGUUCCUUUUAUCUACUGCUGACAGUAAUAAUCACAGUUGAACAGAAAAUGCAAUUGUGAUGAUAAAGAGCAUGUAUAAGGUAGACAACACUGGUAUUUUGUUUUUAUAUUGCUACUGCUAGAACAUUACACAGAGAAAGACUUUGUUAACACUUAAAACACAAUAGGGAAUUGAAUUCCUGCAGCCACUUUGUUAUUUUUAUUAGUAAGUUUUCUGGAUUUGGUCUUUGGGGGACUGUUUUUAUGAUAGAUUACAAAGUUGUUGAUACAUAUCAUGUAAAUGUGUUUGGAUGUAGGUGUCAAGAUGUAUGUUGUUACUGAUAUGUGUGGGUGUAUUUGGUGUCUGGUUUUGUGUGUCUUGACUGAGUGAGUGAGUGAGAGAAAAAUUGAGCGAUGCAGUACAUGCCAGUGUCAGGACCGAGCUCCUUCUCCAGCCCAUUGUACUUUGUUUCUUUGUUUUUCCCAGCUGCAGAAUACAGGCAGAUGCUUUAGAGAUGAUCCUGGAAUCUUGCGGUGCUGUGGCACCACCUUAGUAGUCCUAAACCAAGCCAUACAUCACAUUUGAAACAAAUAUGCAAAAUAAAAGGAAUAUUUCUAAAAUGA